ACAUUUAUUUCAGUAUAGUGUCGUGUUGGGCUGCGUGUCCUCUCUUGUUUCUGCGCCCUCUCCACGCCCUUCCCAGCUUCCUGUUAGCCAAAGGGAAUCGCUCUUUCUGAACGAAAAGUUCCCAGAGCGGAGCUGAACCUCCCGGAAAAUGCUCUUCUCUUCCGUGUGCGCAGGAUGGGGGUGGGUCCAAAGCUAAACAGGGUAGAGGAGACCGAAAGGAUCCAAACUCCCUGGCAGAAGCAGGAGAGGAACCGGAGAGGAUGGCCGGAGCGGGCAGCCAGCACCACCCUCCGGGAGUCGCGGGAGGAGCGGCUGCUGGGGCCGGCACCGUUUCCCCCACAGCUGCGGGACCGGGAGAGGAUUCUUCCGACAGUGAAGCAGAGCAGGAGGGACCCCAGAAGCUGAUCCGCAAAGUAUCCACCUCUGGACAGCUACGGACCAAGACCAGUAUUAAAGAAGGACAACUGCUGAAACAAACCAGCUCUUUCCAAAGGUGGAAAAAGAGAUACUUCAAGCUUCGAGGCCGUACACUUUAUUAUGCAAAAGACUCAAAGUCCUUGAUAUUUGAUGAAGUUGACCUCUCAGAUGCCAGUGUCGCUGAAGCAAGCACAAAAAACGCCAACAACAGCUUCACGAUAAUCACUCCCUUCAGAAGGUUGAUGCUAUGUGCUGAGAACAGGAAGGAAAUGGAAGACUGGAUCAGCUCUCUGAAGUCAGUGCAGAGCCGAGAACCGUAUGAGGUGGCCCAGUUUAAUGUGGAACAUUUCUCAGGGAUGCAUAACUGGUAUGCCUGCUCCCAUGCCCGGCCCACCUUCUGCAACGUGUGCAGGGAGAGCCUCUCCGGAGUGACCUCCCACGGCCUGUCCUGCGAAGUGUGUAAGUUCAAGGCUCACAAAAGGUGUGCGGUGAGGGCAACCAAUAACUGCAAAUGGACCACACUGGCCUCCAUCGGGAAGGACAUCAUCGAGGACGAGGACGGUGUCGCCAUGCCUCAUCAAUGGCUUGAAGGUAACUUGCCUGUGAGUGCCAAGUGUGCAGUCUGUGACAAAACCUGCGGCAGCGUCCUCCGCCUGCAAGAUUGGAAAUGCCUUUGGUGUAAGACGAUGGUCCACACCGCCUGCAAAGAUUUGUACCAUCCCGUCUGUCCCCUUGGCCAGUGUAAAGUGUCUGUCAUCCCUCCGAUUGCACUAAACAGCACAGAUUCUGAUGGUUUCUGUCGAGCGACCUUUUCGUUCUGUGUCAGCCCUCUCUUGGUGUUCGUCAACUCUAAGAGCGGAGACAACCAGGGGGUAAAGUUCCUUCGCCGCUUUAAGCAGCUGCUCAACCCUGCUCAGGUGUUUGACUUAAUGAACGGAGGGCCUCACUUAGGCUUAAGGUUAUUUCAGAAGUUUGACAACUUCCGGAUUCUUGUCUGUGGAGGAGAUGGAAGUGUAGGCUGGGUUUUGUCAGAGAUCGAUAAACUGAACUUGAACAAACAGUGCCAGCUUGGGGUCUUGCCUUUGGGUACAGGCAAUGACCUCGCUCGCGUCCUUGGCUGGGGUGGCUCCUAUGAUGAUGACACCCAACUUCCUCAGAUCCUAGAGAAGCUGGAAAGAGCUAGCACCAAAAUGCUGGACAGGUGGAGCAUAAUGACAUACGAACUCAAAUUGCCAGCGAAGACAUCUUUGCUCCCUGAACCCGCAGAAGCAUCUGGAGGAUUUUAUAUGGCGAUUUAUGAAGACUCAGUUGCCAAUCACCUUACGAAAAUCCUCAAUUCUGAUGAACACGCGGUGGUCAUAUCGUCUGCCAAGAUCCUCUGUGAAACCGUGAGGGACUUCGUUGCCAAAGUGGAGAAGGCACAGGACAAAACACUGGAAAAUACAGUAGUAGCCGAAGCCGUGGCCAGUAAAUGCUCAGUUCUAAAUGAGAAGCUCGAACAGCUGCUGCAAGCCCUGCACGCGGACGCUCAGGCCAGUCGGGUGCCCCCAGGGGUCGGCCCUGCGAUCCCCGAGGAGGAUGCCGUGGAGUCCUCCAGUGAGGAGUCCUUGGGUGAAAGCAAGGACCAGCUUGUGAAUGACGUUGCCAAACCCUCCUCCCAGAAAGGCGUGAAACCCCGGGAAAUAAUGCUGCGCGCAAACAGUCUCAAGAAGGCAGUGAGGCAAGUCAUUGAAGAAGCUGGAAAAGUCAUGGAUGAGCAGACAGUUCACCCCUGUGAAGCCGUCAGUCAGUCUGGUGACCAUGACAGCACAGAAACGGAUGAAUCUAAAGAUGAUGAUGUGAAAGAGUUGUCCGCAGCCAAAUCCUCAUCUCAGUCUCCUGAUGGCCAGGCAAGUCGUGGUCAUUUCCAAACGGAUUCUGCCGCUGGUUCAACUGUGACCACCACCAAAGAAAAUCUCCCUGUGCUCAACACCAGAAUUAUCUGCCCAGGUUUAAGGGCAGGACUCGCCGCCUCGAUUGCCGGGAGUUCCAUCAUCAACAAAGUGUUGCUGGCAAACAUUGACCCUUUUGGUGCGACACCGUUUAUUGACCCGGAUCUCGAUUCACUAGAUGGAUACUCAGAAAAAUGUGUCAUGAACAAUUACUUUGGGAUUGGAUUAGAUGCAAAAAUUUCAUUAGAAUUUAAUAAUAAGAGAGAAGAACACCCAGAAAAAUGCAGAAGCCGAACUAAAAACUUGAUGUGGUACGGAGUCCUGGGGACCCGGGAGUUAUUACAGAGAUCGUACAAAAACCUGGAGCAAAGGGUCCAGCUUGAGUGUGACGGGCAGUACAUUCCUCUACCCAGCUUACAAGGCAUAGCGGUGCUGAACAUCCCUAGCUACGCAGGAGGCACCAACUUCUGGGGCGGGACCAAAGAGGACGAUAUAUUUGCUGCGCCAUCAUUCGAUGACAAGAUUCUGGAAGUCGUUGCCGUGUUUGACAGUGUGCAGAUGGCUGUGUCCAGGGUCAUUAAACUGCAGCAUCACCGGAUAGCGCAGUGCCGUACAGUAAAAAUCACUAUAUUUGGUGAUGAGGGAGUCCCUGUGCAGGUGGAUGGUGAAGCGUGGGUGCAGCCUCCAGGGAUCAUCAAAAUUGUGCACAAAAACAGAGCCCAGAUGCUAACGAGAGACCGAGCCUUUGAAAGCACUCUGAAGUCUUGGGAAGACAAGCAGAAGUGUGACGCGGGCAAGCCAGUUCUUCGAACCAACCUGUACAUCCAUCCCGCCGCCGACCUGGCAACAGAAGAAGUGUCGCAGAUGCGGCUCUGCUCCCAGGCCGCAGAGGAACUCAUCACUAGGAUUUGUGAUGCAGCCACGAUUCACUGUCUGCUGGAGCAGGAACUGGCUCAUGCAGUAAAUGCAUGCUCGCACGCCCUGAACAAAGCCAACCCACGCUUCCCGGAGAGCCUCACAAGAGAUACCGCCACUGAAAUAGCCAUCAAUGUCAAGGCGCUAUAUAAUGAAACAGAAUCUUUGCUCGUUGGCCGGGUUCCUUUGAACAAAUGUGAAAAAUCAUCUAAUCAGUUUCCUUAUACUAAAAGGAAAAUGCAGUUGGAAUCUCCCCAUGAAGAGCUGGUAUCCAGUGCCUUACACUCUGUGGAGGUGGAGCUACAGAAGUUAACGGAGAUCCCCUGGCUUUACUACAUCCUCCGCCCCAAUGAGGACGAGGAACCUCCAAUGGAUUGCACCAAGAGAAACAGCAAAAGCACAGUCUUUCGCAUCGUGCCAAAGUUUAAAAAGGAAAAGGCUCAGAAACAGAAAACAAGUUCACAGCCUGUUCAGAAUUGGGGCACAGAGGAAGUUGCUGCUUGGCUGGAUCUGCUCAAUUUGGGAGAGUACAAAGAAAUCUUCAUCCGUCAUGACAUCAGAGGGGCUGAACUUUUGCAUCUGGAAAGAAGAGAUCUUAAGGACCUGGGGAUCCCGAAAGUGGGUCACAUGAAGCGAAUUCUCCAGGGAAUUAAGGAGCUCGAGAGGAACCCUCCCAACUUGCUCUGAGGUGUGGCUGCACCGGUGCUAUUUCCUGGAAGAGAAGUCCUGGGGACUCAAUACAGAGUUCUCGGAAACCACUGCUGUUCUCGUGAUUUCCUGGUAGAUACGCACCACCGAGGCACCUCUCUGGAUUGGAGUUUUGCUGUGGGUGAAAGUUUGAGUUUGAGGUAUUAGAAAAUCAUUUUUGUGCCAAAAACAAACAAGAAAACAGUCCAGCCCAUUCCACGAAGCCAUUUUCUUAGUGUGCAAAGCUGACAAGCUAGAAGAUGCUUGCAGUAGGGAGAAGCGGGGGAAUGGUUAGAGGCAGUUGCCUUGUCUGAAAGGUGGAGUUACAUGCUCGCCGAUCCUCCACUCUCCCUAGAGCAGGACUGGCAGGAGGCUCUUCUGCGCACCUGCAACUGUGUCAAUAGUACGCAGCUGAAACUUCUCAGGCUUCCUCAGUGAAGGCAUCGGCUCCCACCCAAACACCACUGGUUAGGAGAUGAAGAGGGGAAUUGUAUUUUGAGUGUUUUCACCUUAAGUUCCCAGUAGCCACUGGUCAAAGAGUAUGGUGAGACCAACCCAUCACAUACUAUGAAUGACGCGAAUUUAGUGCACGAUGCGCCUGCCUGAGUUGUCUUUCUUUUUCUUGCAUGUCAUGUAUAUUACCGUAGUACUUCAGUAGCUGUAAUGUCUGUUAUAAUGGAAUUUAAUUUAUUACCACCUGACUACUCAAGCACUUUUUGGAUGGUUAAGGGCACUUUUCUUCAGUGUGGACUUUGGAGAAAAUAUUCCCACACCUAAGACUCUGUGAACGUUCAUCUGUGCCGUGAUCAACAAAUGAUGUACAUCUUAUGCAAACCAAAUUGAUUUGCCUCUCCCAAACCGUAGGUGUGUGCAUUCAGAGAAUUGUUGGGCGUUUUCAUAAGCUUUACACAUUUCUCUUGCCUAACAAAAACUUAAAUUGCGACUUUCCAAACCCAGAUCCUCAGGAUUUGUUCCCAUUUUUUUUUUCAUUGCAGUUUGAUUACCAUUUUGAGUUUCCAAGUUUGAAUUGGUAAAACUGUUGGCAUAGAGAAGUUGUCCAAGGUCUCAGCUGAGAUUUGCACCCUGAGUUGUCCAGACUAGCUGAAGCGAUUACUGACAUAAGGAAAUUUAAUGGAAGAUUUUAAUUUUGUUACUUAAGGGCUUUUUGUAUUAUUUUCUCACACACAUUUUGAUAGUCUAUCAGGUAGAUAUUAUUUUCCUUUAAAAAAAACAUUAUAUGUCAAUGUUGCUCAGUAAAAUUACCAAGUAUUUGAAAGCCAAAGGUAUAUAUGUCAAAAAAAAGUUUAAAAAAAUCUUUAUAAGUGUUUUCUGGUCAUUAUAUGCCAAAAAUUAAUUGGAUUAUUUGCAAGUUCUAUAUAUAAGAGAAGCAAACAGGUUGCUGGUCCAGCGGAGACUGUUUUGAUAAAGUAAUUUGCUAGGUGCUAGUAGAUAAACAUGCCCACUCAUGUGUACACAUACAUGCCCAUAUACCUUUACCUGGAUAUAUACACUUACUUACAUAGUGUCUUGAGAUACAGUACCCCUGAUAUUUUCUAGACAAAUUUUGCUCAAUAUCUGACAUUUCAUUUUUAUUUCUAACUUGGGUAUUUACUAGUUAAAAAAAAUAACAAAAUUUAGAUACCUUAAAUAGGGCAAAACCAAAAAAAUCGUCAGACAAUCUCAAUGGGUUCCUGACGAUAUAUUUUUUACCUAAGUUGUGCACAAUGGAAAUUUUCCAAAGAUAAUUCAUAUCAAGGCUUUUGAGCUGAUAAUAGGCCAGCCACUUAGUAAUUUUAAUGUUUUGUACACGGGUAAAGUUGAAUGUGCCCUUUGCAGUCCCUUUGGUACCCCCUGGUGAGACCCCUACCAGCACUUCCUGUGAAACCAGAUUAUCGGAGGUCAGACUCACAGAACUCUCCCCAGAUCAUUGCUCAGGAGAAAGGGCUAGGGAUGGGGCAGGGGCUCCAGCAUAAAGAGUGCAUUACUAUAAGAAUCCUUACUGAGUUUUCACCUUCCCCCAAAUACAUCUUUGUCAACAGAAAAAGCAAUGUUCUAUUGACUACUUCCCUAGGGACGGGCAGUGAUGGGCUUUUCUUUUGUUUGAUAAUCUCUGCAGCUCCUGCCAACACCUUUUAUGUGUUCUGUAACAUCCCAGCUCAUGGAGACUUAAAGUAGAAUGGCUUUGGGAUGAUGGAAAUCCUUUAAUAUGACAACUUGGACAAGCGGUUUGUUCCCAUGUGAACGUUUUUCCUCUGUAAUCCACGUCCGCAGGUAUCAGGGCUGGACUGCAGUGAGUGCCGAGGCCUGUUCACCAGCAGUGUGCUCUCAGAGACCCCACCCGUCUCUGCUAGUGUCCUAAGGAAACCAUCUCAUCCUAAGUGGGGUUUCAAACACAGGACAGUGGGGAUUGCCUCUCGCUAAGAUCCGGUCACAUCUGGGAAUGUAGAGGACUGUGUCUUUGAUCCUUCUUGAAGUAGAGAGAGACUAGAUGCUCACCUGUGCUCCUGUCCGUAGCUUGUUCUUCUCUCCAAAUUAUUUAAGGUUCAUUUGUUGCCCCCUCCCCCCACCCUCACCCCAAAGGAACGGAACAGAGUCAGGUUUAAGUAAAACUCCAGGUGACUCAGGUGACUCAUCCCUGUCCACCCAAAUUCUCACUGCCUUCUGCUCCCCUUUCUCCAUUACCCAGUGAAACCUUUCACCUCCCUGGUUUCUUUUUUUUUUUUAAUGUCAUGGAUCAUUUAGCAAAAUGUUGGGGCCAAUUAAAUAAAUUUGCAGUUUGCUAGAUAAUUGAACUGAAUUGAUGGGUUAGGUCAUUUAGAAACAUUGCUAUGGUUGAGGAGAGACAAGCUGUGGGUGUUCAGAUCUGUGCUGUCUGGCAUUUCAGCCACUGGAUGCCUGUGGCUAUUAAAUUUGUUUAUUCUUGCUAGAAACUUCAUUUAUUAAUUGUACCACCCACAUUUUGAGAGCCCUGUAACCACAGAUGCAAAACAUUUCCACCAUUGCAAAAAAUACUCCAUUUGACAGUGGUGGACUAGGUCGCUGCUCCUCAAAAUGUGGUCCAUGGGUCAUCAGCAUUCAUGUUAUUUGGGAACUUACAAAAAUUGCAGAAUCCUGAAGCAGACAAGAUGGUUCAGCAGGUCUAGCGACAAGGUUGAUACCAGAUGCCACGUAAAAGUGGGAAAAGAAAACGACUUAGAGACUUGUCCUCUGGCCUCAGUACACCCACCAUAGCAUGCUCACCCACAUAUGCCAUCCAUACACAAUAAUAAAUAAAAGAAUUUUUGAAUGGAGAACCUCAGGUCCAGUCCAGAUCUGCUGAACCCAGAUCUUCCUUUAAGUCCUGUUUCUCCAGCCCUUAGAGACUUUCGGCUGCCGCCGAUUCAUCCACAGUUGUUCAGUUUGUUAGUCAUGUGAUAGGCUCAGUGGCUCAUGACUUAAUUCACACUGAACGUUCCAGAAGAAUAUGUACUGAGAUAAAGAUUAGGCAGUCUCCGUCAACUUGUACAUUUUUAUUUUCUUGUAUCAGGAGAUUAUCCUGUUGAUAUAGUUCAUGCUUGAAGGCACGAAGCAGCCCACACAUAUUAGAUGAAUCACUGGGUAUGCAAAAGAACAAAAAAAAAUAGAGUCAAAAUGAUCACAAGUGAAUGCCAUUUAAACUCUGAAAGCAGGCCUGUUUUGCUAGAUUUGGGUCCCUUUGUCUUAUGUCAACUCCUGGAUUUUACAUGGUUCUUGAUCCCUUAAAAAUAGUUCCUGAAAAACAGUGUGUUCUUGGCCUCCAAACUCAAAUUGUUUAAUUCUGUAAUGAAAUCUUUUCCCAGUGAUCUAUUGUCAGGAAUCUGUCCCUUAAUUAUUUUUAUAUUUUGAUACAAAUUACCCAAACAUAGCUUCCUAACUACUUUGAUAUAUAAGAUCUUACUCUUUUUGACUCCAUGGGUUAUUUUGACAUGAAUUGACAAGCUACAAAUUGAAACGUAUAGGUGGCCCCUCUGCAUAGCCCGUGCAGAGUAAAUCAUUUACAAUUCCAACUGAGAUGGUGAACUUCCAUUUUCCAAGGAUGAAUUCUUUGGGGGUAUCAGUUUUGAUUAGACUGUAAAAUCAUUUCCUUUUUUCACCUCUGAGUUCUCAGUGGACACAUUCUCUGUGGUGUUAGGUUUUCAAACACCCACCUCUCCCCAGUACAGAUAUUGAGGGGAGAAAGGAAUUAGAAAUGAACCCUCCUCAGUGGCUUCCACAACUUGGCUGUUGGGCCUCCCCUUCUGCCACUGCCACACCCCAAGAGUCGUGACCCAUCCCCUAGUUUGUUUUUGCUGUGGUAUCCUCAGUUAACUUUUGUAUCACAAUCUCUGUCUUAUUGGUACCUUAGCAACAGGAUCCCUUCACAAAGAUGUAACUAGAACUCUUAGAGAGUGAUAGUUAUUGUUGUUUUAUAAUAAGCAAAACCUUGUUUUUCUUUAUUAUUUUUAUUUUACCAGGUUUUGUGUAGAGAUGUUUAUGUUAGAAGAAAAUAUGUAAAGAUUUGUUGAUAUAGAAAACAGAGAGCUAAAGACAGCUGGACUGUACCUGCCUUUUUCUAUACUUGUCUCUGUUAUUUUCAGGUAAAGAAAUUAAACAGAGUAGCUAAGACUGUAUUAACUCAAUAACCAUCUUAAGAUAGACUCCACAUUAUAUAUUAUAGAUGAAAAGCUUAUUUCCUUUUGUGUAAUUUAAGAUAUUGUAUUUACAUUAUUUAAUAUACUCUUAAUUUUUUUGCACUUCCAAGUUUUAGUUGGAAAAUAAAAAGCGAGCCACAGCUUUAAACUUUUUUUUUAAAUCCAUGUAAAAAUAUUUCCUUUCAGCUACAAGUUACACAUUGUGUAAGACUUUGUGACUAGUCUGGGUAUUUCAUACUAUCUAGAUUUCAAGAGUAAAUUAGCCAGCAGAACACAGGGUUACUUAUAAAAUGCAUUAAAAUAAGGACAUUUCAUACUCAACUGAUGCUCUCAAAGUAGGAAAACGCAAUUGAAUAUGUAAGCAAACAAGGAAAGCGAAUGUGGUUUAUGACUCUUACUAUUUGAUUGCACUGUUGUUCCGCACAGCUUAGCCCUUUCCAUAUCUACAUUCUGAGUAUUCAACACAUGUGCAGCCGAAGGCUGCUUACAGUGCUGGUUAGUGCUACCUGGUGAUGCGGAAGACUUGGGUAGAAUAGCACACCCAGUUUUGUGAGUUAUAUAUCGUAUACCGAAGAUGACUAAUACAUUGGAGUAAUAUAUUUAUCUAGAGCUGGUAAAUAUGAAAAUUAUUUUCAAGCCUUCAAGGAAAUUACAUUGGCUUUUCUCUAUCAACGAGAUAAAAGUCACUUGUAUGUUUAAAUCUAUUUGUACAACAGCUGUCUCCUUUAUUGGUAUUAUUAAUUUUCAUAUUACAAUUUUUCUUACCUUUUUAUACCAAAAGGAUUCUCAUGCUGGUUAUUUAAACUUGCCGAGAUGUAUCUGAGUUUGCAAGCUUUUUAGCAGAUAAAAUAUUUAAUAACAAACAGAUAUAAAAGCUUUGUAUAUUUUGUGGCUUUAGGAGAAAGAACUGUACCUUUGAAUUUCUCUCUGUGAGACGGUGCUGGCGUCAGCACCGUCCCUUGAAGGCAGUAUUACCUAGAACCAGUUGUAUAAAUCAGUGCCCUUAUUUAUUCUGUUGUGAAAUAUACUCUUUAUACAGAAUGCGUAUUUGAACUCCUUUUGUUUUACUGCUGUUGCCUGGAGUGUAAUAGCUCUGUUAAUGGUUGACUUAUAUACUUGAAAUGCUCAUUUCUGUCAAACAGAUGCCCAGUGUUUUCCUUCCUAAAAACAAAACAGAAAAAAAAUACCCAAAAUACAAAAUUCUAUUUUCUUUCCUGUCUUAGGUAACUAACUGAACAGUCAUAGAAACUUUUUUCUAUAAAAUGAUUUUUAUAUCUAAAAAGUCACAAGGUAGAGAGAGCACGGGAAUGAAUAAGUAGUCCCGAGAUCUGCUUUGCUAUGUUUUGCCCCAUGUAUGUUAUGCCUUCAAUCUGUGACUCUUUCCUUCUGUGGAUUUUUAGCUUUGUGGCAGGGACAUUGUUUUUGAUUGCACUGGCCAAUUUCGACAAGCACUGAAUCUUGAAUCCUCCCAAAGAUCUCAGACCUCUAAUGUCUAAACCUCGGUUCCAAAGUCUAUGCUUGGCAUCUGUUUCUAUGUGAUUGUGGGCCACACUGCAAAUGGUACCCAUGGUGGGCACUGUUUGCUUACUUCUGUCAAGUAAUCAGAAAGUUAAACUCAGUUUUUCCUGAUUUUCAUUUGGAGACAUUCUUGACUCAACUAUUUAAAAACCCAAACAUUUAAAAGGCAGUUGCCCAGUAUUGUUGUCAGGGAAGGAACAAAACUCCAACUGAACUUUGUAAAGCUAAGAAAACACUUUAACCCAACUGGUUUCUACUAUGUGAACAGCAGGUGAGUUGGGAGUUAUUUAAACCUCCUAGGAAAUUAAGAAUUAGUUUGCUUUUAAUGACAAAGCUUUCUGUUAUAUUAUUGUAGAUGCAUUUAUUGAGGAUAGAAAAAAUGAGACUGUGUUAGAAGUGUCGCUGAUCCAGGAACCUGGGGCAGUUUGGCCUGGCCUAGGAACAAAGAGUUUGAAUGUAUCUUUCAUGUUGUAUUUUGGAAGGACAGAACACGCAUGAAAUAUAAGACCUGGUGGGCGCUGCACCUCAGAAAGCUCCAGCUCCAUGGGUCAGGGCUGAAGUUCUUCCUAAAAGUUAGAUAGUUAACUCUCCAGGAAGCCCAUUUACUGCAAAACCCUAGGUCAGUUGAGGAGGAGGCGGUUUGGGUGACCUAAUCCCUAUGAUGUUUAGAACAGCCCCUGCAGUUGUUUAUUUCACGUGGUGGAGAUGUCUGUGCUUUCUCAGAUCAGCAGUAGGCAGCGAGGAAGUCACAGGGCCUCAGACGGUUCCUGUGAAGGCCGUGGUAAAGGUGACUCAGUCUAUAACUUGAAGACCAAAGAAAUUUUCAUGAGUUAGCUGAGCCUUGAAAUGUGUUAGUUCUGAUACGUUUUCCUUAAGAUCUGCUGUUUUUUAUUUAUAGUAUUUAUAGAGAACUCACCUCUUGGAACCUGAAGAGGUUCGUUCAGUUCAGAGCCUGUCAUGGCUCAUUGUGUCCUUACAACCAAUAUAUUUGGAUGUCUGGGGUUCCCCGUUUGAAGGGUUGCCCAACACAGCCAGUUACAAGUAAUUAAUCAUUUUUCCACUCUAAGAAAGGACGGAUAUCAGCAUGCGUUCUACCUUGAUUUACCAUUUCUUUCCCGGUGUCGUUUUAGUUAUAAAGAAGGGCAUCCCAGCUCUAACAGAGAAAGAAAUCUAGUAACCCUUGACAUUCCGUCUAGAAGUGGAAGUAAAGAGCCUGGGGCUCAGUGGGAGAGUGCUUGCUCUGCACGGUUGAAGCCUCAAUGGGUUCAGUCCCAACAUGGCCAAGAGCAGAAAGAACAAGAUGCAGGUGAGGCUGAAUGAGUAACCGGAGUAGGUCAUGGGUCUUUUAAUCUAUAUAUUAUUCAUUUCGUCUAGAAACUCACUCCUGAACGCUUCAGUUAAGGCCAUCUCAGGUUUUCUAUGCUCAUGUUAAAUGGCUGUUUUAUUGAGAUAAAUGUAGUUUUCAGCAAGGCUUUCAUAAGACUUUCUUAGAGUAAUUACCCCGAGGAAGAGGCACCUCAUGAAAGCAGUCACUUAGAAGUGAAGCAACAGGAUUCUUUGCCAGCCUUCCCCUGAAAUAUUACUUUCUUGAUAUUUAAGCUCCCUCCAGAGUGGCAUCUUUGCUAUAGAGCAUGGCCUCGCCACUAUAUUCUCUGGCGUGGAAUAGUAUUCCGUUGUGCCGUGCACCUCCAAAAGCCAUCCCUCAGCGAAACAGAAGCAGAUGCUGACCGCUGACCUCAUCAUUACCACUGUGGGAAUCCAGGAGAAAGUCAUUAGCCAUCAGACUGACAGCAGUUAGAGAUGGGGGACGGAAAGCUGAGCUCAUUUUCACAUGACAUUUGAUCGUGUCACUAGCUGAUUCUCCCUUUGAUUUUAUCCAGUCGAUGAAGAAGCCAUACUAGCUGAUUUUUGCUCUGAAGAGUUCUUUGUCAAAUCUGGCAGUGAUUAUAGCAUAGCUUGCUAAGUCAGAGUCCCCCCACCCCCACCCCCCAGUGCUGGGAUUCCAGGAAGGUGAACACUAUUUGGCAUCAGGAAAAAGACUAAAUUGGAAUUCAUCUGCCUGCUUUUUGUUUGAGUUUAUUUUUAAGAUAUCCCAGGCUGGCCUCAAACUCACUAUGUAGCUCCAGAUAGCCUCUAACUUGUAGUUCUGUCCCACACCUUCCCUAUAGCAUGUGGUGGUUAUUUCUCUGUCACGGUAACGGCAACUUGACUUUCCCGGUGACAGCGCUCUAAAUGAUCCUUGUAGACUGAUUUGGUACACUGACUGAGAGAAAUGAUUUGGCUGGGAGUUUGUUUCCCACGGUGACCUGCCAUAGAGACCUGUCAUAGAGAUGUCCUUGCUGUAACUGACAUUCAGGGCAGCCUCAGCACCUGCCCUGGAUGUCAGCUGAGUGGCCCCAGUGUUCUGAUGUGCAGACGAGCAAGGUCUCACAGCCCACUGUUCUUUUGUCCCCUCAACUUGAAAAGCCUUCAGAAGGAUGAUACUGUGUUUAUGACAAUGUUAUGCAAAUUGUGUGUUUCUGACAAGAAUUUUGUAACAAAAUCUGAAACAAAACAAAUGCUUCAUCCUAAUGGAGGCUUUGGAUUAUGCAAGUGAAUUAUUUUAUGGGUUGUUUUUGGUAUUUAUUGCAGCCAUAUAUUUCUUUGUUGUUGUUGUUUUUUUUUUUUUACCAUCCCACAAAUUCACAUGGCAUCUUGAGUUCUGUCUCCUCAUUUGCACUAAAGUAAUAAUAAUUCCACUGCCUUGCCUCUCCUUUCACCGUUUUUCUUUCCUGUCCUUUUGCUGAUUCUUCAGCAACCCAAUUCCCUACUUGCGUUCUUUCUCCCCAGAUUACAGAGACACAAAUCUGCUCUGUCUUCUCUUGGCUAAAAGCCUCAAGUAGGCUUUUCUGUCCCUUAGCAGCGUGGAUUAGAGACUCUAGGACUUUGCCUCAAGAACGACUGCACAGGGGGAAGGGGCUGGUGGGUGACUCCAGUGCUGCCUGUCCUGCCACCCUGUAGGCGUCCCCACCCUACGUUAACCUUUCUAGCGCAGGGAUGUAGAACAGCUCCAGUGUGUGGGUUCGGUGCCUUGGCAUAGCGGCACGCCACCGGUCAGCUCAUCCAAGGAGCACUGCAGAUCCAGUGAUCUGAGAAGCACUGUUGGGUAGCCUCCCACCGCUGCUUUGCCCCAACCCCUCCAGCAUAGUUUUGUUAGUUCGUUUUGGUUAAUCCACCUCAGUGAUAGCUUGACUUUCGGGCCAGUAUGUCAUCCAUGCUUCAUGUAUAGUCAAUGUUUUUCUGUUACUGUCAUAUUCAGUCACACACACACACACACAGAGAGAGAGAGAGAGAGAGAGAGAGAGAGAGAGAGAGAGAGAGAGAUAGCGCCGUAGUCCCAGAGUCUAACUAGUACAUAAUAAGACUUUUUGGCUAAUGUUUUUUAAUUAUUUUUUUAUGCAGUCACAAAUAAAAACUCAGAACUCCUUGAAAGUCUUGUGUUUGCGAGGACACAUGCCCUCUGAGCAGACAGAGCGUCAGCAGGCAUAAGUCAUUGUUUUGUCAAGGAUCAUCAUUUGUUAAUUUCGUGUCUUUACGUCAGAAGUGUUUACCAGAUCCGAAUCCUUGUUUCUGAAAGUGGAACAUAAAUUUCGGCAUCACUGCCAAAAGUUCGCUUGAGUUCAUACACUUGCCCUACAGACUGUCUUUCUAUUCUGUAGACUCAAUACUUAGAAUCUUCAUAGACAAAUACAUAUUGAUUAUGAGACUUGGAAAAGAAUAAAAACAAUAGUAAAAGUGAAAUUUUUAAAACAGCAUCCACUCAAGAAGGCAUAGGUGAAAAUCAUAUGAUUUCAGGCCAUUUACUCUUAAUCAUUAUUGUAUGACAAAUGUAGGAAGCUCUGUGGUUGUCACUGCCCUUAGAAAGCUUGGAGACUAAAAUAUUUGCUGUUACCCAUGGGCCUGUUUUCCCUAUGAUUGGCUGAAGCCAAUCUUCCAUGUCCUUAGGUAAUGACAAGUUGGCACAGCACUCUUUAAGUUAAAUUGCUUGAAUGGACACUGGUGCACACAAUAAAAGUGGAGCUCUCUCUUCUAGUCACUGGUAAACUUUCCCUACCUGCUCUACCUUGGGCACUCACUUAGAUCCUAACGGUGGAAAACUAAGACGUGACCUCUGUCUGGUAGAGUUUAAAUUUGUUCUCAAGGUGCUCUUCCUGAAGUCUGUUUAAAGAAAUGAGUCGGAUUUCUUAAAAAUUUUCUCAGGCUAUUUCAGUCUCACCCCACCGUCCUCCAGAAUUAACCAAAUCUACACCAUCAAGAAGCAAUCCCAUUUUUCUUUCCACAAUCGCUAGAUUUUCAUGUUGGGUGUAGUUCCUGCCAUCACUGAUCAAAGGUGUGCUUCUUUAACCCUAUACUUCGCUGCUUCUGCUCCUACAGGGCCUGUGCUGAGCCCCAGUGUCUGCUGUAUAGAACCAGGGUAAAUCUAGGCUUUCUUCUAGGAAGGCAGAAAUCCAUGACAUUUAUAGCAAAAUACAUGAGGUGGUGACAUUUGUAAACCCACAGGCUAAGAUGGAGGUCUCACAGCCAUGCUUCCUAGGAGAUGAGAAAGCUUUGUUUGAAGCUACAGGUUGGUGUUAGCACCUUAGAUAGGAAGAGCAAGAAGCAAUAGCAUUUAACAGGUAGCAUAUGUACUUCAGCAUAUAGUAGUAUCCUGGUAUUUGUAUGUCCCAAGGUUCCGAUAUGUGGAUGAAACACAGCAGGUGUUUGUGUUAUGGCAUUGUCUUCUAAAUAUUUACUGAUGGAUAGGCUAUAAGUUUCCUUUAGUAGAAUGAAGAAAUAAAUUGUCUUUAUCUUUCCUAUCAGUGAGAUUUUGGGGGGGGGUGUCUUUGCUGGUUUGUAUUUUCACAUUUCAAUAAGUAUAUAUUGAAGUCAUGAUUUUCUGUCAUAUAAAAUAUCAACCAUUUCUAUGUCCCUUAGCAAAAGAAAAGCCUCAACUUGAUAAUUUUUUUGCUUAGUUCAACUUUGUAAACGCUCCACAAAAGGAGGGGGCAAGGAAGGCUGGGCACUGUGGCCUUGUACCCAGCACAAUCAUUUCACUUCCAAUAAGGAUAAUCAGAACAUGUUUUCCCCUUGUUACCAUCACAGUGAAAGCCAAACAGCACAGCUGCUUCUCCUCCUUCUAUUGCAAAGUAGUUUUAAUUUGGCCUUGCCAUAUUUAUAGCUAAGAAUUUACUACAUUUUGGUAGUCUGUUUUGAAACUAAAUACUUGUAUCUGAAAGACGCAGAUAAAGUCUGCCUAUUUCUUACACAGUGGGCUCUGUUUGCUCCAGAAAAGAGUGAAACUUUUACCUGCUUAGCACUCUUGCCAUUGAGAUAUACCUGACAGAGCAGAGGUUAUAACUUUGGCUCUAAUUACUUUUAAUAAUGAUAAGACGUGACUUUUGUUUGUUUACAUGCUGUUUACAAUGGCAUAAUUUUUAAAAUCUAUAUGACAAUUGAGAUAUUUAUUGCAUACUAUUUUAAAGAUGUUUUAAUGUGUUUUCACCUUUGGAAUAUAUUGUUACAUUUCCUUGUACAGAUAAUUCGGGUGGCUUUGUUAAUGUAGCUAAUAAUUUUUAUGACUACUAAGUGACCAGUUUCGGUGCCUUCUAUCGUGGGAUGCAUGACUAUGUAUUUAUUGUAAGGAAGUCACUGAUGUGUGUAUUUUUGUACUUUGCUGAGAGUAAUGGUUGAUGUACAUGAUGAGAGAUGUCUUUCCCAAAAGGCACUGCCUUCAGAGUGACCUUCUCAAAUAAAAAAGACUGCGUUUGAA
This is a messenger RNA of Myodes glareolus (Bank vole), 15905 nucleotides long. NCBI's taxonomy places the organism in Eukaryota, Metazoa, Chordata, Mammalia, Rodentia, Cricetidae. The record is from RefSeq and is a predicted model, not a curated record.